Pungitius pungitius (ninespine stickleback) is the source of this 3333-nucleotide messenger RNA. It is a transcript of the gene tbk1, whose product is annotated as TANK-binding kinase 1. The coding region runs from base 84 to 2255 and encodes 723 amino acids. The transcript is spliced from 21 exons. Gene Ontology annotation, cellular component: cytoplasm. Gene Ontology annotation, biological process: peptidyl-serine phosphorylation. The record is from RefSeq and is a predicted model, not a curated record. NCBI's taxonomy places the organism in Eukaryota, Metazoa, Chordata, Actinopteri, Perciformes, Gasterosteidae. Gene Ontology annotation, molecular function: ATP binding; protein binding; protein serine/threonine kinase activity.
UGGAGUGCUGCGUCACGUGGGGAGAGACCGCGGAAGCACAGCACUCCGCAGCAGAGAAGAAGGGACCGAUUGCAGCCGCCACGAUGCAGAGCACCACCAACUACCUGUGGCUGAUCUCAGACCUGCUGGGUCAGGGAGCCACGGCCAACGUGUACCGCGGCCGCCACAAGAAAACCGGAGACCUCUACGCCGUGAAGGUCUUCAACAACCUGAGCUUCUUGAGGCCGCUGGACGUCCAGAUGAGAGAGUUCGAGGUCCUGAAGAAGCUCAACCACAAGAACAUCGUCAAGCUCUUCGCCGUGGAGGAGGAGUCCAACACCCGUCACAAGGUGCUGGUGAUGGAGUACUGCCCCUGCGGGAGCCUCUACACCGUCCUGGAGGAGUCCUCCAAUGCCUACGGGCUCCCCGAGGACGAGUUCCUCCUGGUGCUGCACGACGUGGUGGCGGGCAUGAACCACCUGAGGGAGUACGGCAUCGUCCACCGGGACAUCAAACCGGGGAACAUCAUGCGCGUGAUCGGGGAGGACGGACGCUCCGUCUACAAGCUCACCGACUUCGGAGCCGCCAGAGAGCUGGAGGACGACGAGCAGUUUGUGUCCCUGUACGGCACCGAGGAGUACCUGCACCCCGACAUGUACGAGCGCGCCGUGCUGAGGAAGGACCACCAGAAGAAGUACGGGGCCACGGUGGACCUGUGGAGCAUCGGCGUCACCUUCUACCACGCCGCCACCGGCAGCCUGCCCUUCCGACCCUUCGAGGGGCCGCGCAGGAACAAGGAAGUGAUGUACAAAAUCAUCACGGAGAAACCGUCCGGGACGAUCUCAGGACACCAGAAGUGUGAGAACGGGAAGAUCGAGUGGAGCACCGAGAUGCCGGUGUCCUGCAGUCUGUCCAAGGGUCUCCAGAGCCUCCUCACUCCGGUCCUGGCCAACAUCCUGGAGGCGGACCAGGAGAAGUGUUGGGGCUUCGACCAGUUCUUCGCCGAGACCAACGACAUCCUCCACCGGACGGUGGUCUACGUGUUCAGCCUGCAGCAGGCGACGCUGCACCACGUCUACAUCCACGAGUACAACACGGCGGCGCUGUUCCAGGAGCUGCUGUCCCGCCGGACCAGCAUCCCGCUGCACAACCAGGAGCUCCUGUACGAGGGCCGCCGCCUGGUCCUGGACCCGAACCGCCAGGCCAAGAUGUUCCCCAAGUCCUCCAGGGAUAAUCCCAUCAUGCUCGUCAGCCGCGAGUCCGUCGCCACCGUGGGACUCAUCUUCGAAGACCCGAGUCCUCCUAAAGUGCAGCCGCGCUACGACCUGGACCUGGACGCCAGCUACGCAAAGACGUUCGCGGGGGACGUCGGACACUUGUGGAAAACCUCAGAGUCUCUGCUGGUGUAUCAGGAGCUGGUCCGCAAAGGGGUUCGGGGUUUAAUAGAGCUGAUGAAGGAGGACUACAGCGAGAUUCUACACAAGAAAUCAGAAGUUUUCCACCUGUGUAACUUCUGCACUCAGAUCCUUGAGAAGACGGAGCAGAUGUUCGGGGCGCUGAUGCAGGCCAACAUGAUGUCAUCAGAGUAUGACGAGAUCUCCGACAUGCACAAGAAGGUCCUGAGGAUCUCUGGAUCUCUGGAGCCAAUCGAACGGACAACAACAGACAUCAAGAGUAAAUUCAUCUCAGGGGGGCUGCUGACCGACAGCUGGACUCAACAAGUGGGAACGCACCCCGAGGACAGGAACGUGGAGAAGAUCAAAGUGCUGCUGGACGCCAUCACGGCCAUCUACCAACAGUUCAAGAAGGACAAAGCUGAGAGACGGCUGCCGUACAACGAAGAGCAGAUCCAUAAGUUUGAUAAGCAGAAGUUGGUGCUCCAUGCCAGUAAAGCCAGGUCCUUGUUCACAGAGGAGUGCGCCAUGAAAUAUCGCCUCUUCAUCUCAAAGAGUGAAGAGUGGUUGAGGAAGGUUCAUCAUGUGAAGAAGCAGCUGCUCGGCCUGUCAGGUCAGCUGAUCAGCAUCGAGAAGGAGGUGACCAUGCUGAUGGAGAGAGCCAUCAAGCUGCAGGAACAUCUGCCUCAGAAGGUUCUUCCUCUGGUGUCCGGUGGCAUGAAGCCUCAGGCGUACCUGAGUCAGAACACACUGGUGGAGAUGACUCUAGGGAUGAAGAAGCUGAAGGAGGAGAUGGACGAAGUCGGCAAGGAGCUUGCAGAGAACAAUGAUUUCCUCGAGAGGUUCGGGUCACUGACGCUGGACGGAGGACUGAGGGGUUAAAGGUCCGAGACUCUUCCCCCUGCUUUUGUACAUAUCGGGACCCAUCUGGUGUAAAUAGUUUGAAGCUGUGAGUCUCCUGAUGAACCUUGUUGCGUUGGGAUGUUCUAACCUGAAGAUCAGUGAAGAAACCCCUUAAAACCAACAAUUGAUCACUGAGGAACCCUGAGAGCAGUGAGCCAGCUUUAACGUGUCCUGAGGAAAGAAGAAAUCCCUCAAAUUGAACAAUUCUGAUCAGUUUAAAGUAUCUACUGAUUCAAUAUAAUUAUUAGUCAUUUCUUAAGAGGCUUUCUCUUUGGAUUUAAGGGAAUCUUAAGUGAUUAACAUUAUUAUAUAUUACUGUCCAUAUAUCAGUUUGUCAUAAUUUUGGAAAAGUUUGGUUAAACGGUUGAGUAUCUAAAUACUCUUAAAGAAUCCCUGAAAACAUCCUUUAGUCUUAAAACCAGGUUGAAGUCAUCAUCAAUUCAUAAAACAUUUAGUUAAUGAUGGUGUUUUUCAGGAAUUUUAUUUUUCAAAGUAAGGAAAUAUUAAAGGGGUUUGUCCUUUUUAAUGAGUCAUUUCAAGAUUAAUUAAUUGUAUUUUAAGGGUUUUUCUGCAUUGUUUCUAAAGCAAAGGAACAAAAGGGAACCAAGUGCAGCUAUAGGAACCAUAAGUUGAUCAAUAACAACACAUUUAUGUUCACCUGAAUUUAAAUAUUUCAAAUUGAGAGAUAACUUAACUCAUUUAAAAGUAUCCACUUUGUGGGUUUAAAUCCCUUCAAAAGCAAAUAAAACCCCUUAGUAAUCCCUUAUCAUACCAGCCGUUAAUUGUCCCUUAAUUACUCUAUUCUUUGGAUAAACUGGUGGCAUUUUGAAGUUAGAAUAAUAAGGGAUGGAGUUAAAGAAUGCUCUUUACAUUAUUAUUUAUUGUUCUUGAGGCAGAUCACUAAUCAUUGAGUGCCAUCAAAAAGAAAACUCUUCUCCACCUUUGUCAGCUCAUCCUUAUUUUUACUCACAAACAUGUUCAAAUUUGGAUUUGUCAGUUUGCAUUAAAAAUGCUCAAACAGUGUUUAAACGUGUAAAUAAAUGAAUAUCUUCAAGUC